AUGGCCGGCGUACACUCCUAUCCUCUGCUCGUUGAGCUCGAAGAAACCAAAAUACCCAGAUUAAAAAUCAAGUUAGUGAAAUACUUUCAAAGUAAGAAAUCUAACGGUGGUGGCGAGUGUGAGGUGGAGUAUGAAAAUGGCAGCAGGACGGCGAUGGUGCGCUUCCGGAGAGAGGAGGAUCAGAGAAACGUUCUGGCCAAAGAGUCGCAUCAGAUCAGUUUGGAAAAAGGCGUUUUGAAGCUGACGGUCCGCUUACCCACGGAAGAGAAAUCAUCACGGGAAACUCCGUCUGAUGAAGAUAAGAAGAAAUCAGAUGUUGCUGCAGACAAACAGGCGAGUGCUGAUAAAAGCAACCCGACAGUUCAAACAGAAACGGAAGGCGGAGACGAUGAUACAGCAGAUGAAGAGCCAUGUUCCACCUCGGCCGUUUUAGGGAAUAUUCUUGAUAAUACCAACCAGGAGUUCUUGGAGAUGCUGGUGGAAAACAUCACUAAGUCUCAUGACUUCACUUUGGAAUUCUUUCCUGACAUCUCCUCUGCUGUGGUGACUUUCCAGAGUGGAGAAGAAAAUGCUAAUUUUGUGGCAAAAUGCCCCCAAAACAAAAUGUUCACCAAGAAGGGAUUUUCUGUUCAACCUCUCGAAGUCACAAAGCAAGUUCUAGUUGACGACAUUCUACACUUCAGUGAAGAAGUUCUUCAGCUUUAUUUUGAAAAUGAAGGUGGGGAUGUGGAAGAGGUCUUCCUUAAUGAAGCGGAACAGUCUGCUGUCAUCACAUUUAAAGAUCAUCGAGCUGUUCAAAAAAUCUUCAAGAAGAAGCAUUCCAUAAAAAAGGAAGAAAUCAGAGUUUAUCCUUUUUAUAAAACUCUGGGAGUGGCCCUCUACGGCAAAGACAAACCUGCACUAAAACUUCCCGCUGCCAUCUCAGAGCCCAUUGACAGUGCUGUCCUCAGAUACCUAGCUCAAAAUAAAUCAGCAGCAGAGACCAUUUGCAGUGAAAUGGAAAACACUUCUGCAUCGUAAACCUCGGCCAAACCACUGUGACCUUGAGUCCUGUAUCUUCUUUACUAAAGCAAAAGGAUGCCAAAGCCAUCCUCAAAGAGUGGACUGAUACUGUGAAGUCAGCGUUUGCACAAUCUGUGUCAAAGUUCAAAUCUGUGAAGUUCAAUCCAGGUUCAGAUGCAUGGAAAGAGUCUGAGAAAAAGAUCAGAGAGAUGUUACUGAAUGAAAAUGUGAUUGUAGUACCCGAUAAAGACAGAGGUGCUUUAUCAGUGGCUGGUCUUGAUAGUGAUGUCGACAGACUGGAGAAAUCUCUUUCUGAAACUAUUAACAAGAUUGCAAAAACGAUCCACAGGGAGAAAUCAAGUAAAACCGAAGAGAUCAAAGUGUCACCAUCAGUUUUUCAUCUCCUGUGUCAGGAUGGCCUCAUGGACAAACUUCUACUUGUGUAUC
Haplochromis burtoni (Burton's mouthbrooder) is the source of this 1449-nucleotide messenger RNA. RefSeq names its product protein mono-ADP-ribosyltransferase PARP14. The coding region runs from base 1 to 1020 and encodes 339 amino acids. The record is from RefSeq and is a predicted model, not a curated record. NCBI's taxonomy places the organism in Eukaryota, Metazoa, Chordata, Actinopteri, Cichliformes, Cichlidae. The transcript has 6 exons.